UUGAGCAGCUUUAGAUUUUCUCUUAAAAAAAAAAAAAUAUAAUAAAAAUAAAAAAUGGAGGUUUAAGAGGAGGACUGGAGGAUAAUACCUGGGCACUCAACUAUUUGUUCUGGAGUAGCCUUUCUCCCUGAUUCAUCGCCCUUUGCAGUAGUAUCAGUUUCAGACUCUGCUUCAGAACGCAAGCCAAAUUGAGGAUUUGGGACAAUUUCAUAGUUUUCCAGAUUACCCAGAAAUUGAAUUCGGUCACUCGUUAGUUUUGUAGAAGAUCUUGUUGUGAAAAUGCCAGCAAUAGUUUCUUCGCGCUUGCUUAUUCUAGUGGGGGAGUCCUUACCAUUUGGGAGAUUGUUACAUGUUUCUAGGAAUGCUUGUUAUUAUCACCGAAAUGUGCGAUUUCUUAGUAGGUAUAGGCAUGAUAAUGGCCCUCUUACUCUUGCCACCCUCGGGUUUAGAGAUUCAAGAGCAAGUAAAGAGAGUGAAGUAGAUAAAGUUAGAGAUACAAGAACAAGUAAAGGCAGUGAAGUAGAUAGUUUUGGUCAGUUGAACCCUGCAUUUGAAGUGCCUAAACGGAAAGCUAAGACAGUUCGCGUUAAGGAAACUGUUGUGAAAGAUUGUUUAGAAAUUGAGGGAGCUCCAUUUGCUGCUAACUCGUUUACUGAGAUUGGACUUCCACCUUUGUUAUUAAAGAGAUUAGAGGAGGAAGGGUUUACAGUUCCUACUGAUGUCCAGUCGACUGCAGUUCCGACUGUUUUGAAGGGGCAUGAUGUCGUGAUCCAAUCGUACACUGGUUCUGGGAAAACACUUGCAUAUCUUCUUCCAAUACUGUCUGAAGUAGGCCCAUUAAAGAAGCAAUCUGCCACUAAAGAGGAUCCUGGAAAGAAGAAAGAUGUGGAAGCAGUUAUUGUGGCUCCUUCUAGGGAACUGGGAAUGCAAAUAGUGAGGGAGGUUGAGAAGCUCUUGGGACCUGCAGACAAGAGAAUGGUUCAACAGCUAGUAGGGGGUGCUAAUAGAUCGAGGCAGGAGGAAGCGCUUAAGAAAAAUAAGCCUGCUAUUGUUGUUGGUACGCCAGGUCGCAUAGCUGAGAUUAGUGCAGCUGGGAAGCUUCAUACCCAUGGUUGCCGGUUUUUGGUGUUAGACGAAGUAGAUGAACUUCUGGCGUAUAACUUCCGUGAAGAUAUGCACAGGAUCCUGGAACAUGUUGGAAAGAAGAGGUCAACGGUGGCCUCCCAACAUGGAAAUAGCCCCCGAGUUGAACGUCAGACCAUUAUGGUGUCUGCAACUAUGCCAAUUUCAGUAGUAAGAGCAGCUAUGAGCUGGGGAAGAGACCCACUUCUAGUCAGAGCUAAAAGUAUAAGCCCAAUUGAUUCAGCCUCAACAUCUGGCCCUGUGACCGUGGUAAACUCUAAAUCUUCAUCAGACAAGAAUUCACCAUCUCAAGCAUCAUCAGAGAGCUUACCCCCACUUCUGAAGCAUUAUUACUGCACUGCUAGGUUACAGCACAAGGUUGACACAUUGAGGAGAUGUGUCCAUGCCCUUGAUGCCAAGUUCGUUAUAGUAUUCAUGAACUUGAAUAGACAGCUGAAGGACACUGUACAUAAGUUAGAGGCUCGUGGAAUAAAUGCAGCAGAACUUCAUGGGGAUCUCAAUAAGCUCACUCGAUCAACUGUGCUUAAGAAAUUUAAAAACGGAGAGUUGAGAAUACUCGUGACAAAUGAGCUGGCUGCAAGAGGUUUAGAUAUUGCAGAAUGUGAUCUUGUUGUGAAUUUCGACUUGCCCACAGACUCAAUUCACUAUGCACAUCGAGCUGGAAGGACUGGAAGGCUUGGCAGGAAGGGUGUUGUGGUUAGCAUAUGUGAACAGCACGAAGUUUUUGUGAUGAAAAAAAUUCAAAAGCAGCUUGGGGUGGCCAUUCAUCCUUGUAAUCUUGUUGAGGGUAAACUUAUUCAAGAAGAGGAGGAGAAGCACUGAGAGAUGAAGAAAAAAAGCAAGAUGAAUUUUGUUUGUAUGCCUCUCUGUUAAGUGAGCUGAAGAAUAUUGGCUUUCAUUUAUAUGUAGUUUGUAUACGUCUUUGAAAUAUGAAGGGCUACGGUAUUUUCCUCUUCAAUUGAUAUUCCUUUCCAACAUUAUUAGGUUUUUGUGUUUAUACAGAGAAAUAUAAUAGAUUUUUAUUGAUUAA
Chenopodium quinoa (quinoa) is the source of this 2173-nucleotide messenger RNA. Its product is annotated as DEAD-box ATP-dependent RNA helicase 47, mitochondrial-like. The record is from RefSeq and is a predicted model, not a curated record. NCBI's taxonomy places the organism in Eukaryota, Viridiplantae, Streptophyta, Magnoliopsida, Caryophyllales, Amaranthaceae. Gene Ontology annotation, molecular function: RNA binding; RNA helicase activity; ATP binding. Bases 280 to 1965 code for a protein of 561 amino acids. The transcript has 3 exons.